AUGCAGUUCUCCACCAUUCUCCUUUCAGCCAUUGCCUUCUUCGCCGGCGCUGAGGCCUGCAAGUGCCUCAACUCCAACGGUGGCGUUAACAAGGGCGCCUCCGAGGCCUGCUGCCACCAGCAGAACGGCAGCUGGCGCAACGGAAACGACUGCGCCGCCAGCUCCAUCUCCGAGCAUUUGUCCAACUUCCGCAGCUGCUGCAAAAACAGCGGCGCGCAGACCUCGGACUGCGACUACCCCCACAAGGCUUCUGCUGACGCCGAUGAUGGCAUCAUGGCUGCUCCCGUCGUGGAUGGCAUUGCUAUUAGCACCAUUGUCGAGAGGAACAAGCGCGCUGUUCCCACCAGCUUCUAA
This is a messenger RNA of Neurospora tetraspora, 354 nucleotides long. RefSeq lists its product as uncharacterized. The transcript has a single exon. Bases 1 to 354 code for a protein of 117 amino acids. The record is from RefSeq and is a predicted model, not a curated record. NCBI's taxonomy places the organism in Eukaryota, Fungi, Ascomycota, Sordariomycetes, Sordariales, Sordariaceae.